AUGGCUAUUGAUGUUAAAUAUGUCGAGGAGCACAUAAAGAACUCCAGGGGAGUGCAGCUAUUUACCUGCAGAUGGUUGCCCUUUUCUUCCCCAAAAGCUCUGGUUUUUCUCUGUCAUGGCUAUGGCAUGGAAUGCAGUAAUUUCAUGAAAGGCGUUGGAGUGAAGCUAGCAAGUCAUGGCUAUGCCGUGUUUGGAAUUGAUUAUGAAGGUCACGGACGAUCACAGGGCUCUCGUUGUUACAUCAAGAGAUUCGACAACAUCGUUAAUGAUUGCAAUGAAUAUUUCAAAUCAGUUUGUGCAGAAGAAGAAUACAGUGGAAAGAAGAAAUUCUUGUACGGCGAGUCAAUGGGAGGGGCAGUAGCUCUUUUGAUCCACAAAAAGGAGCCGGGCUUUUGGGAUGGUGCCGUUCUAGUUGCUCCGAUGUGUAAGAUAUCGGAGAAGGUGAAGCCGCACCCUGUAGUUAUUAGCCUGUUGACUAGUGUUGAGGAUGUAAUUCCGAAAUGGAAGAUAGUCCCGACAAAGGAUGUCAUCGACUCGGCAUUCAAGGACCCCGUGAAAAGAGAACAGAUCCGGAGCAACAAAUUCAUAUAUCAAGAGAAGCCGAGACUGAAAACGGCGCUUGAAUUGCUGAGGGCCAGCAUGAACCUCGAGAGGAACUUGGACAAGGUGACAAUGCCGUUCUUUGUAUUGCAUGGUGAGGCUGACACGGUAACCGACCCUGAAGUUAGUCGGGCUUUAUAUGAACAAGCGAGCAGUGUAGACAAGACGAUCAAAUUCUAUCCCGGAAUGUGGCACGGCUUGACAUCGGGCGAGCCGGAUGAGAACGUCGAGAUUGUCUUCUCGGAUAUUCUUUCGUGGCUCGACAAGCGGUCGGGUGACUGCGUGGUUGCUCAUGUUUACGGGUUGGGUCAGGGAUUGGGGCCCGGCCCGGAUACGGUGGCUUCUUCGCAAGGGUCGGUGAAUGAGCGAAAAGACUCGAGUGAAUGGAAGGGUCGUGGUUUGCACCAUCACUCAGCACUCUAG
Messenger RNA from Striga hermonthica, 1023 nucleotides. Lineage: Eukaryota; Viridiplantae; Streptophyta; Magnoliopsida; Lamiales; Orobanchaceae. The record is from the annotation of a GenBank genome assembly.